This is a messenger RNA of Blepharisma stoltei, 3889 nucleotides long. NCBI's taxonomy places the organism in Eukaryota, Ciliophora, Heterotrichea, Heterotrichida, Blepharismidae. The record is from the annotation of a GenBank genome assembly.
AUGCUCAUUUUUGUGAGUUUAAAUUUCUUACUAUGCCAAGCUCACGACUUUAUUUUUAUAUAUGAGUCAAAUGAAUCCUCAGAAUCAAAAUUAUAUGGAAAUAUCUUCUACGAGCAUUAUAAGUCAAGAAUAUUUUUUCUACGCGGAAACGAAAUUCAGCCACUUUUCCAAGAGUUGCUACUAUUAGGCCAUGACAUCAUGCUUUUCGACCUGACAACAAAUUCAGCUUCUCAUUAUGAAAUCUCAAAAUUUGCUUGAGAAAACCAAAUUUUGCAUUUUAUCACUGAAGAUUUAUCAGCUUACUAUUAUGAUUGGACUUUUGGCUUAAAAAUUGCCAGAAAAUCAUAUGGAAAAUCCAUAAACUCUAUAUCAAAAUAUUACAAUUGAAAGAAUGGAACUGUUUUUGUAAGUUUUGAUAAUAGGGUGUUUAUGGAAGAAGUUGAACUGGACAAAACAACGUAUUUAAUAAUAGAGGACAAUACAAAUAUGGAAAAUUUAAUAAAUAGGGUUGUAUUUCCUUUAGGAUCUAAAUAUUAUUAUAUUUUCACCGGUGAAGAUAUAGGUAGCCAGAUUGUCGAACUAUUAAAUUCGAAAAAUCUUUUAGGAAAUGAUAGCAUGGUUUUUCUGGAUGAAUCUUCAGGAAAGCAAGUAAAUUACGAAGGCUCUCUGAUAUUAUACGAAACUCAACUUAGUAGUGGUAUAAACUGCACUAUUCUUGAUUCAAUUGUCAGCUUUUUAAACCGAACAAUCGAACAACUUGACACAUUUGAUGAUAAUGUUGAAUCAAAAGAAUAUCUGCAAAAUAUUUGCUAUGAAAAUUAUUGCACCGACACAUUAAAACUUAUAAAUAUAGCAAACUCAAAAAACCAAGUCGGCUAUGUAAAAAAUGAAUAUUAUUAUUCGGUAUCAAGCAUAACAUACCCUGGAGGGGUAUUAGCACCUCCUAUAAAUAAGAAAAAAGUCAUCGAAUUUAGUGUUAAUAGUGGAACUUAUAAUAUAGAUGAGCAUCCUGCAAGAGACAACGGUGAGUACAAUCGCGGGACGUUUAUCGCAGUCGACGAAAUUAACGCAAGUCACGAAAUUCUUAAAAAUUAUUAUCUUCAAGUAAACCCAUUUGACUGUGGAGUCGAUGAAUUUGAUGAAGAAUAUUCUUUAUCUUGCUAUGGGUCACGAUUGAAUGAUUUAGGAGUGUCAUUCAUCCCUCCUUACGUGUCUGACACAACCAUACAACUAAUAAAGCACACCUUGGCUGACUUAAACGUUAUGAUUCCUGUAAUUUCUGCUGCAGCUUCAGAUGACACGUUAUCAUCAAUUACAGAUUUUCCAAAAUUUGCAAGAGUUUGUAUAUCUAAUCAUGAUCUUGCAGUUAGAGCAGCUGGAGUUUUAAAGGUAUUAGGGUGAGAUAAAUGUGCAGUUUUGUAUCAAAACGAUACAUUUGGUAAUAAUUGGUACAAUAGCUUUGUAGAAGGAGCGAAGCUCCAGAAUCUAAAAAUUAUGAACGAUAAGCACUUAAGGUCAUUGCCUGCAGGCUACGAUAGCCUGGCAUCUUAUCAAUACGUCCUAGACGAAGUUAUUACUUCAAAUGCCAGACUAGUAAUUUUGGUAUUAGAAGCCCAUUUAAGCAUUGAAGUAAUCACUAUGUUCUAUUCUAUGGGAAUGCGCAAAGGCGACCUUCUUUUUUAUUUCGCCAUGGACGAUGUUAUGACAAGUCUGUAUUCAGCUACAUAUACAUAUGGAAAUUUAGCAGAAAGGAUUGAGCUUGGAGUUCCUGCAGUCAGAAUGCAUCAAGAAGAGUAUAUAGGCACGGUCGGAGACUGAGUAGAAGCCAAAAUCAUAAGCUUAUAUGGCGGAAAACCUCGGCUCAGCAAUUAUUUAGCCUGCAAUUUUUAUGAUGCAGUGACUCUAAUAGCUCAAGCUUUAGACUGGAUGGUAAAUAAUGGCCUAAACUAUAAAGAUCCAGGCGCUCUUAUGAAAAUUAUAAGAUUUGUGUCUUUUAUAGGAUGUUCAGGGUCUGUAAAAAUUAAUGAAGGGACUAAUGAUAGACUUACCCAUUCAAUGGUGUUCCAAAGCUCAAUGAUUGAUCCUGAUACAGGGAAUAUCACGAUUUAUGAUUCAAUUAUUUAUUCGCCUUGGAGCGCUAAUAUGAUAGCUACUGUUAGACCACUGUUAUAUGCUGGCAAUACAACUGAGAAGCCAUCUGAUGAAAGGGUAGUUAUAGUGGAUUGUCCAUUCCCAAGCUCUAAGGUCAGAACUUUUGUCAAAGGGAGAAUUUUAUAGAAAAAUAUUGUAAUUAUGCCAGAUAUAUAUAGAAAAAAAAUCAAUUAGUAGGAAAUUUAUGGGGAUUGGGAUAGUAUUUUGCCUUUGUUUUUUUAUUGCGUUUAUAACAGCGAUUUUGACUUUCAUUAUAUGAAAAAAAUGAUGGCAUAUAAAGAUUGAGAUGCUGACUAUGAAAAAGGAAAUUUCUUAUGAGGAUUUUAUUGUUGGGAUUACAAUUUUGAUAGAGUUUUUUCAGAUUAUAUCGAUGGGGCCUGAUGUAAAAGCAAUAAGCUCUCUAGUGGGGCAUGUUGGAGAUGGGUUUUCUUUGAAUUUGGAUAGCAUUUAUCAUAUGAAAGGGAAUGUUUUUUGGAUUUUAAUUAUAAAAUAGUUAUUAAAAUAGCAAUUAAAUAUAAUGAAAAAUGAGCUUAAUUAAAAAUAAAACAUGAUUUUUAUCUAUUUUUUAUUAUUUAUCCAAUAUAUAUUGAGAAUAGUUGCACCUAUGGCUUAACCCUUUUAUGACUCAUCCUCUGUGGUGUUGUGCUAUUUCAGCUUGACGCAGUCUUUCCUAAAUCAUCUCUCUUUAAGCUACUUGUCCAAUUUUCUGAAAGUAUGAUGCCAAUCCUCGGAAAUUUAUUAUUUAUCCCCAUAAUUUCUAUUUUAUUAGACGUCUUUGUAUGUGACGAAUCCAUAGGUGAAAAUUUCACUGAUAGUUUUCUAUGAAAAGACUGUACACAAUUUUGCUGAGAUGGGAUGCAUAUUGCAUUUGCGGUUUUAUCAGGAGUUGCUAUAUUGAUUUAUCAUCCUUUAGCUGUAUUUUGUAGACCACUCUGGCAAGAGCUUCAGCCAAUGCUUCAUGUAAAAACUUCGCCAUUGCAUUUAAUGGUAAAAACUGUUUUUGAAAUAUGACUUAUUGUUUUUAACAAAACACUUAAAAGAGCGAGCUCAAGUAUUCAUGGGCUUUUAUUUAUAGCAAUCAUUGCAAUAUAUAUAACUUUUAUUUAUUUCCAUAAGCCUUAUAAUUAUCAUAGAUUCAGCUUAUGGCUUGGAAUAAGCUUGUUUGGAGUUUUGUGGAUUUCAGGCUUAUCGACCCUUAAUUUACUUUUGGACAAUAUUUCUUAUACAGUUUUUAAUUUAAUUAAAAUUCAAAUUUAUUAAUAUAAAGAUUUUACUAUAGAAAAUACAGCUUAGCAUGCAGACUGCACCUAAAUUUCUAUAGGAAGAUAUAUUUUAUUUGAACACCGCUAUUGUUUUCUGGAUGAACCUGCUUGAUUGUCUUUGGAUAUAUCUUACAAAAGAAAUUUCCUUGCAUGCUGACCAAAAAGCCAUCAAAAGAUAUAGGAGAAGUAAUAAAUUUAGUCAAAAUUUUCAAAUAAAAAUCCUUGUAUAACACUAAAAAUUAAAAUUUGUAAAAAAAUAAGAAAAUGUCAUUUAUGCGACUGAUAAUACAAAAUUACUGUUUAAAUUUGCAUUUACUUUUGGGAAAGCUUCGAGUAUAAUUGCUAAAUCUGAGCUGUUUCCACAUAAAAAGAAGCAGCAAGAAGAUGCUAAAGUUUACCCGGAGCCUGAAGAUGAAGAAGUCGUAGCUAAUAUUUUAUCCAAUCCAAAUACUUUGAAUGCUCCAAGGAUGGUAUAA